AUGAAACAGACUCUGAGCGAACUGAUGAGGAUGAGCAGGAUAUGUCGGAUGGUAUUUGCCACCUGUUUGGGAUCCUUUAUUCUGGUCAUCUUUUAUUUCCAAAGUAUGUUCCAACCAGUCAUGCGGAGGAAUCCCUUCGUGGUGGACGGCUGCUGCAGGAAAGGGUCCCGCAACGCCCUGCAGGAGCUCUACAACCCCACACAGCCGGAGCUGUCUGGAGCAGCCGUCCUGCACCAGGCCAGGAGGGAUCAGGUCGUGGAUGCCUGUCGAGUCUACAGUGCAUCCAGCCGGAAGCGCAGAGUCCUGACACCCGGAGACCUCAAACACCUCGUGGUGGACGAGGACCAUGAGCUCAUCUACUGCUACGUCCCCAAGGUGGCCUGUACCAACUGGAAGCGCGUCAUGAUGGUGCUCACAGGCCGGGGCAAGUACAGUGACCCGAUGGAAAUCCCUUCCAAUGAAGCCCACAUUCCCUCCAACCUGAAGACGCUCAACCAGUACAGUAUUGCUGAGAUCAACCACCGCCUCAAGAACUACUUCAAGUUCCUCUUUGUUCGUGAGCCCUUUGAGAGGCUGGUCUCUGCAUACCGCAACAAGUUCACCCUCAAGUACAACUCAUCCUUCCACAAGCGCUUCGGCACUCGCAUCAUACGGCGCUACCGCAAGAAUGCCACGCAGGACGCCCUGCUCAACGGGGCUGAUGUCAAAUUUAAAGAGUUUGCUGAGUACCUGGUGGACCCGGCCACGCAGCGAGAUGGUCCCCUCAACGAGCACUGGCAGACCGUCUACCAGCUUUGUCACCCUUGUCACAUCCACUACGACCUGGUGGGCAAGUAUGAGACGCUGGAAGACGACGCGAACUACGUGUUGCGGCUGGUGGGCGUCGGCGACACCUUGCGCUUCCCAAGCUACGCCAAGUCCACUCGUACCACAGAUGCCAUGACGGCCCAGUUCUUCAGCAAUAUCAGCACUCAGCAGCAGAUCCAGCUCUACCAGCUUUACAAGUUGGACUUCCUCAUGUUCAACUACUCCACACCCAGCUACCUCCGGCUGGACUAACGGAGGACAGAGCCGGGACUCUGGCGAUGGCUGCCUUGUUUAGGUAGAGGCGACAAAACGAGUGAAGGGCAGAAUUUUUCGGAAGCAAACUUGAUUUAAAAAACUGUUGCUGUAUGCAGGCGUGGGGUCUGAAUUAGACAUGAACAGGUGCUGAUGGGAAGAAAGGUAAUGUGCGCUUGUCUGGGCAUAAGGGGGAGGAUGUCCAGUCAACUGUGGGUGACACAGAGAGCGCUGAUUGGAUUAAAAUGUGGACUCAAUGAACCAAACGCAUGCAAAGACUAAAAUGUGUGGGUGAAGCAGGUCUUCAAGGUGUUUUAAAAGGGGAACUUAUCCUCAGAGGACGGACUUGAAGAGGGAUUCUCCUGAUGAUGUUCCCUACAUGUUUAAACUGCUGACAAAUUAGGCUGCUUCAGAUUCUACAAGGCAAAACAGCGGCCUUGCACGCGCCCUGACCCCAAUGCAUCGUGGGAGCUAAGCUUAUCUCCCCCUCCCCCCGAUCAAUAGAGAAACUCCGUGAAAUUGUAAAAGCCAAUUCAUGUCCUUUGACCCAUCACCCUGGCCCUCAUUAGAUUUAUACAUUUGAGAGGGAAACUGGCUCACCACCAUCUCAAGGAUGUCCUGUAAUCGAAGGCUACAAGACCUCUACAACUGUAACCGUGGCGACGUGGUCUUUGGCCAACAGCUACACCGACACGAGUUGUCGCUACCCUCUAUCGUUAUGAUGUUGGCAAGAAGGGACCUCAUGUGGAACAACCCGAGGACCCUGUGACUCCUGUCGCAGCAGUAAAGUGUGGAAGUGCUUAAUAAAUCAUUGCCUGUAACACCAAGCAUCCUUAACACUCCGAGCCAGAGGACGUGGUUGGAUGCUGUCACGGGAGCGGGGGCGCCAGCCGUAAGAGAUGAGUCUGCAUGGAAAGCCUGAGCUGGAAGAGAAGAGGCAGCCUGCGGGGUCG
Molecule: messenger RNA, 2012 nt
Organism: Chelmon rostratus (copperband butterflyfish)
Lineage: Eukaryota; Metazoa; Chordata; Actinopteri; Chaetodontiformes; Chaetodontidae
Gene: chst11
Product: carbohydrate (chondroitin 4) sulfotransferase 11
Exons: 4
Coding region: 1-1059 (352 amino acids)
Biological process (GO): carbohydrate biosynthetic process; proteoglycan biosynthetic process
Cellular component (GO): membrane
Molecular function (GO): sulfotransferase activity
Source: RefSeq, a predicted model, not a curated record